AUGGAAGAGAUCCCCGCACACGCUGCCGUGUUGUACCACAGUUUCACGUCUAAUGUAAACAACUUGCAACUAACGCUUGAAGCCGCAGUCUUCUCUUCUUCACACUUUCCUCACCGCUGCCGCCCCGCUGCUCCCGCAGUCAUGCGCAUCUUCCUUCUCUCAGGGCAGAGCAACAUGGCCGGCCGCGGCGGCGUGCACCACCGACGGUGGGACGGGGUCGUGCCGGCAGAGUGCGCGCCGGACCCCUCCAUCCUCCGCCUCUCCGCCGCGCUCGCAUGGGAAGAGGCCCGCGAGCCGCUGCACGCCGACAUCGACACGACCAAGACCUGCGGCGUCGGCCCCGGGAUGGCCUUCGCCCGCGCCAUUCUCCCGCGGCUGCAGCCCCCAGGCACCGCCGGGGUCGGGCUCGUACCGUGCGCCGUCGGCGGCACGGCCAUCCGGGAGUGGGCCCGCGGGGAGCACCUGUACGAGCAGAUGGUGCGGCGCGCGCGCGCCGCGACCGAGUGCGGCGAGAUCGAGGCCGUGUUGUGGUACCAGGGGGAGAGCGAUGCAGAGUCCGAUGCCGAAACGGCGGCGUACCAGGGGAACGUGGAGAGGCUGAUAGCAAAUAUCAGGGCAGAUCUUGGGAUGCCGCAUCUACCAUUCAUUCAGGUUGCUCUCGCAUCUGGGAAUAAAAGGAACAUUGAAAAAGUGAGGGAGGCUCAGCUUAGCAUUAACUUGCUGAAUGUUGUAACUGUGGAUGCAAUUGGUCUGCCCUUGAACGAAGAUAAUCUGCAUCUUACCACUGAAGCACAAGUAAAGCUUGGAGAAAGUCUUGCACAAACCUACAUCAGUAACUUUUUACAAGCAACCUGCUAG
Molecule: messenger RNA, 858 nt
Organism: Triticum turgidum subsp. durum (durum wheat)
Lineage: Eukaryota; Viridiplantae; Streptophyta; Magnoliopsida; Poales; Poaceae
Source: the annotation of a GenBank genome assembly